Molecule: messenger RNA, 663 nt
Organism: Cooperia oncophora
Lineage: Eukaryota; Metazoa; Nematoda; Chromadorea; Rhabditida; Trichostrongylidae
Source: the annotation of a GenBank genome assembly
AUGACUGGUGAUGCACCUCGGCGAAUAAUAUUGGACUUUGAAAAGGCAGCGAUAAAAGCAGCUCGGGAGGUUUUUCCUACAGCGUCUGUACAAGGGUGUGGCUUUCACCUUGCCCAAGCGUGGAACCGCAGCUGCAUUGCCCUUGGCCUCAAAAAAUACAUCCUUGGACCGGAAAGAGAUGAUCGCAUCGUGGGGUGGUGGGAAACUAUUAGAGGCACACCAUUCCUUCCCCGUGAGUUGAUACCGCGUGUGAGGGCUCUGCAAAGGCCUCCGGUGCACAGUAGGCAUAAAGCCUAUAAAGCAUGUCAAGAUUUCCUCAAUUACCUCCAAGCGACUUGGCUUCAAGGUGCAUUUAAGGACAUGUGGUGUAAAUGGAAUAUGGCAGAGCUGCGCACCACAAAUUUGGCUGAAGCGUUCCACAGACGACUCGGGGUCCUCAUACCUGUACACCAUCCACCAUUGAGUGUACUUAUCGACACUCUUCGGAAGCUCAAUUUCGAGACACGUGCUACUCUCAGACGCCUGCAGGAGGACCCAGCCCAUGCCAAAGUGCUGCGGAAAAGAGAUCUGGAGAGAAGAGCAAAAAUAGCCGAGGAAAUGAGAGAGUGGGUUUUCCAAGCACUGCAAGCAGCUAAUUGCUGUGCUCUGACAGAUCGACCCUAA